GUCUCGCUUGUGCAAUCACACGUGCAAUCAUUUAAAUGUGUCGACAAACUGCUGCGGGCAUUUGUUAAAUGUUCACUGAUCCAGCAAAGUACCGUCCGCAGCUCGGUUCUGUUAUAGCUGGGCUAAAAUGCUCCCGGACGCCUAUGGGUGCGCUGUGGCGAACAGGUAUGGCGAUCUUUUGGAUGACGAUGCUGACCCUUUCGAUGUAAUCAAUAAAGCAGAAGUAGAGAAGGCGAAAAAGAAAAAGAAGGAUGGCGAGGAAAAGAAAAGCAAGCCGAAGAAACCUGGUAAUAAGGAGUCCCAGAAGGACAGACGCGUCCCCAUUGCGCCGGAUGGUCAAGACCCCACUCCAGUCCGGCAACAGCAGCAGCAGCAACAGCAGCAACGUCCUGGACCUGAGAGCUGCGAUGUCAGAGGGGAGGCCCAGAGGAGCACAAAGAGGGCUGCUUUUGGGGAGCGCAGGGCAAACCAAGAGGAGUACCCACAGGACUUUUCCAUUCCAAAGCCUUACUAUAACACAGACUCUGACCUCGGGGGCCGAGGGGGGUUCAGAGGUAGAAGAGAAGCAAGAGGUGGAGGAGGAUACUCGAGGAUCUCUGAAGACUUCAACCUGAGGGGCAAGAGAGGGUAUGAUCGACACAGUGGAACAGGUAUCUCUCCUGAGGAAAAGCGAGGAGGCAGAGGACCCUGGAACUGGGGCAGUGUCGAAGACGCUGCAGGAAGUGAAUUAAUGGAGGUGACCUCCGACGCUCCAGUCAAAUAUGAGGAGCGCCAAAUACCUGCAGAGGAAGUGAAUCGAGCAUUGGAAGACGAGGACGGAGAGAUGAUGGUCCAGGUUGCCAUGGAGAUGACCCUGGACGAGUGGAAGGCCCUCCAGGAGACGAGUCGUCCCAAGCCAGAGUUUAAUAUCCGCAAAGGAGAGGACAAGAUUCCUUCCAAAGCCAAGGUCAUCCAUCAGUCAAAGCAUGUGGAGAUUGCAAAGGAGGGGACCCUGGAAGAAGUGGAGGAUGAAAGCCACUUCCUCCGUAGGUCUGUGAAUGACAUCACCUCCCUUCUGGACAUCAAUUUUGGGAGCCUCGGACGCCCCAGUCGUGGGGGUCGGGGAAGGGGAGUGCGAGGUGGCCCAGUGCGAGGUGGCCUAGCGCGAGGUGGCCCAGCGAGUCUCCCAGAGAGAGCCAAACUCAUAUUGGAGAGGGAGGAGGAUCUAGCCCCCAACCCGGAUGACCCAGAAGACUUUCCAGCACUAUCUGCAGGAAGAUAACUGAAUUCACUUCUCCUGGGGGAAUAUUGGUUGCACUUGACACUUGCUAAAAAUACAAAACAAAAAACACUUUAUUAUUUCUGCUGUUCUUAAGGUUUGGGGUUUUAUUGUACUUGAUUUAUUUUUGUUCUAUUGCACAGAAGGCACUGUUCAGCAUUUGGAGAAUAAAUGCUUUUGCAAGUUUUA
This is a messenger RNA of Cottoperca gobio, 1447 nucleotides long. RefSeq names its product intracellular hyaluronan-binding protein 4-like. The transcript is spliced from 9 exons. Bases 128 to 1261 code for a protein of 377 amino acids. Gene Ontology annotation, biological process: positive regulation of RNA splicing; positive regulation of translational initiation. NCBI's taxonomy places the organism in Eukaryota, Metazoa, Chordata, Actinopteri, Perciformes, Bovichtidae. Gene Ontology annotation, molecular function: RNA binding. The record is from RefSeq and is a predicted model, not a curated record. Gene Ontology annotation, cellular component: cytoplasm; nucleus.